AUGGUUUCCCUGCAAGGGGCACUGUCCCCAAGAGAGAGGAGGGCGUGCCCCACCAGCAGGCCCGGCGCCAGCCCCACGUCGUCGAGGAAGCGGAAGUGGGAAGAGGGAGAAGGAGAAGGAGAAGGUCUCCCCAAGGAGUUGAAGCUCUGGAACGACGGCGGCGGCGACAGCGGAUCCGCCGCCGUCGCCUCCUCCGAUGUCGACCUACACCUCGAUACCCCGCUGCCGCCAGAGUGGCAGCGCUGCCUCGACAUCCAGGUCUGGAAGAGAGAAACUCCCCCCUCCGACCAAUUUAUCUCCAAACUUCCCGAUUUAAUAAAAAAGAUUAUUCGAUUGUUCUGAUAUUCUUGAAAUGAAUUUCAGUCUGGUAAGAUACACUUCUACAACACGAGGACGCAGAGGAGAACCUCGAGGGACCCUCGCCGGAGUGCCGCCGAUGAACCACCGCCGGUGAGCCUCGAUCUCGAGCUUAACCUCACCUGCGAGACCUCCCCCCCGAGCUGCCCCAGCGGCGGCGGCGUAUGGGUCAACAAACGGCCGGAGAAAGGCCCUGCAGCCGCCGGCGCCGCCCACUGCAAGGCGCCGUCGUGGGCAUCCCUCGACACCGGCGCCGGCGAGAUGGUGGCUGCGGUCUGUGGCCGGUGCCAUAUGCUGGUUAUGAUGAGCAGGUUGUCCCCUUCCUGCCCCAACUGCAAGUUCUCGCAUCUACCGGAGGAUAUGCCGCCGUCGGCGCUGCUCAAGCCCGAGGCGAGAGCCCUCGUGCUUUGA
Spirodela intermedia is the source of this 768-nucleotide messenger RNA. NCBI's taxonomy places the organism in Eukaryota, Viridiplantae, Streptophyta, Magnoliopsida, Alismatales, Araceae. The record is from the annotation of a GenBank genome assembly.